UGUAAAUGGACACUUGUAUGAUAUUCCUUGAAAUCCUCUGUGCAUUGAUGAUGGUUGAUGGUGCUGAAACCAGGAUGAUAAUUUCCAAAGCUCCUAGGAAGCACAUAGGAAUGUUGUACACAAUGUAGCAUGAGCUACACAAGAAUGCAAUAUGAUGAUAAUUUCCAAAGCUCUUUGAAAGCACAUUGGGACGUUGAAUCACACUAUAGCAUGAGCACAAGAAUGCAAUAUUAUCCAUGUUAUUUGUCUUCUUUCUCUUAUCAGACCAAGUCAUUACCAGGAGAGGCGAUGGAUCCCGAGUUUGAAGAUGGCGAGGCAGCUACCUCUAAGAUGCUUGGCAUGGAGUCUGUCACCCCUAUGGAAGGAGUGGUAGAGGCCAGUGUGCUAGAAUCAGAUGCCAGAGUGACGACCGACUCUGCGGACAUGCCUCAGUUCCAGAUGGCUACCGUCGAGAGGAUCGAUUUGUUCAGCGCCCCUGCAGUCUCCGAGGUGCACUCCCUCCACGCCCCUGGACCCCCACCUCAGGGCCAGGGCCAGAUGAAAAUCAUGUGUAUAGACGAAGACGACUUCCACUUCGAUACUGAACCGCCUGAAGACCAUGGGCCAUUCAAUGAACUUGAUCAGCUUCAGAAGAAGUCAGCACACAUGGCAGUAUUCAUACACUAUCUCAUAUCCAACAGUGACCCCUCAAGUCUGUUUUUCUACCUAGUAACAGAUUCAUAUGCCAAUGGUAAUUUGAGGGAUAUGAAGAAAUGGGUCUACGACAUCUUUUCAACUUUCUUGGGAAGUGCAGGGCCUCUAAGAAUACAGAUGGAAGAGAGUCUAGUGAACAAUAUAGAGCAUACCAUCAACACACAGCAGAACAAUGAAGAGGCAAUGAGGAAUGUCUUCAUUGCCGCUCGCAACGUUGCCAGGGAGGAGGUGGAUGACCUCCUAGCCGACUUCCGUCACACGAGGGCGCGCGGUCCGGGUUCCAUCUUCGGAGACCAGUACCUGACCAACGAGGACAUGCCAAAGAGCCAGGAGCUGAAGAUUGUGGAAUCGACACUACUACCCCAUCUUGACAGGCUUACUUCAUCUGAAGUAGAGAAGGAGCCUAAGAACCAGGCCCUUGCUGCAUCACUCAACACCUUCAUGAAGCAAGCCGGUGUGAAGAACCAGACUGGUAGUGCUCUAGAGAGGGCCCCUAGCUUCAUCAACAAGGACAGGAGAGGGCCCCUCAAGUUCCCCCACUCUACCAAAAAGCAGUCGGUGAAAGGCCAUGUAUUUCAAAAGAACCAGUAUUUAAACACCACCUUCUGCAACCAGUGUCAUGGUUUACUAUGGGGCAUUGGCUACCAAGGCCUUCAGUGUACUCAUUGUGAAUUUAAUGUACACAAACAAGGUCCCUGUCUGGAGCAAAUUACCUCGGAAUGCCCGGGCAAGAAGAAAAAAAGGGACAAGGAACACAGAAAAACAAAAAGUAAUUUCCCUGCUAACAUUGCCAUCGGCCAAGGUAAAGAUGAUUCCAAGGCGAUUCCUACCCCUCUCAGUUCGCCCAUUACUAACGUCAUUCACAUGCAAGGAGACAAUGAAGAACUAAUUCAAGUCGCCAAGAACAUUGACGUCUCCAACAUUGUGGACCAGUUCGAGAAGAAGGACAACCUGCCCAACUCGUCUCUGGACAGCACGGUCCUGUCGCCCUCGUCUCUGGACAGCCAGUCCCAGGGUGAUGACCACAGGGGGGCAAGCAAACAGCCCAAACAGAAGAGGAACAUCAUCAAAAGAUCGGCUAGUCUCAAGUCUGAGGUUGGUCCAGCUUUCUGCAUGCCAUUGUUUUGGUUACAUGUCCUCUGUUAA
This is a messenger RNA of Strongylocentrotus purpuratus (purple sea urchin), 1839 nucleotides long. RefSeq names its product rho guanine nucleotide exchange factor 11. Gene Ontology annotation, biological process: G protein-coupled receptor signaling pathway. Gene Ontology annotation, molecular function: G protein-coupled receptor binding; guanyl-nucleotide exchange factor activity. Lineage: Eukaryota; Metazoa; Echinodermata; Echinoidea; Camarodonta; Strongylocentrotidae. The record is from RefSeq and is a predicted model, not a curated record. Bases 130 to 1839 code for a protein of 569 amino acids. Gene Ontology annotation, cellular component: cytoplasm. The transcript is spliced from 11 exons.